This is a messenger RNA of Gossypium arboreum, 3491 nucleotides long. RefSeq names its product probable LRR receptor-like serine/threonine-protein kinase At2g24230. The transcript has 3 exons. Gene Ontology annotation, biological process: protein phosphorylation. Gene Ontology annotation, molecular function: ATP binding; protein binding; protein kinase activity. The record is from RefSeq and is a predicted model, not a curated record. NCBI's taxonomy places the organism in Eukaryota, Viridiplantae, Streptophyta, Magnoliopsida, Malvales, Malvaceae. Bases 617 to 3175 code for a protein of 852 amino acids.
UAAUUUCCCUCCCAUGAGUAUGGCAUAACGCAUGGCUGAUCAUUGAUUUUCACAACUCACCAUCAAACUACUGGAGAACCUGACCAAGUGCUUCUUUAAAUGGGUGGUGUAGUCCCACAUUAUAGUAUCCUUAUGGUAUUUAAUAUUACUGUAUCGGCCCUAAACGUAUGAUCUAUCCAAGUCCAUAUCAAAAAGAAAAAAAGAAGGCAAAUUUGUAAAGAGGGAAAAAGAAAGUUCGUAAAAACUGAGACCAAACUGCUUCACUUUGGUUGUUUUGUUGGAUUUGGUAGACUUGCAAAACCAGUCAAGGCACUUUUUUUUUGGGAUUUUUUGGUCGUCACGAGAACCCCUUGCAAGUCUGCACCAUUUCUAGCCAAAUAAUCACCUCGUAUUUGAAACUCCAUAACACUGCUCACAACUUGGCUCUUAUUGGCGGUGUUGGCUUGGACAUUCACAGAAGUUGGAAAGUGUUGUCUUUCGGUUGACUCAGAACUCGUUAUUGUAUGGAGCUAGUGAGUUGAAGUUCAACAAUAGAGGCUUGAGUUGGUUGAAGCUUGAAGGUGGUGCCUUUCUUGCUUAUUGUUCCUUAAAAUUGUUUUUGAAGGUUUUGGCUUAAAUGGGUUUUGGUUUCUUGGGAUCUAUACUAAUCCUUUCACUCUUCUUCAAGCAUUUUACCUGCCAACUGCCCAAUACAGAUGAGUAUUAUGUCUCUGAUUUCUUGAAGAAGAUGAGCUCAAACUCUUCUUUAUCCUACUUCUCUGAUUCUGGUUGUUCAUGGAAAGGAGUGCACUGUGAUACCAAGAAGGAGAGUGUUCUUGGUUUAAAGGCUUCAGGUUUAGGCCUUUCUGGUUUAAUUCCUGAUACCACCAUCGGUAAGCUGACCCAGCUUCAGUCUUUGGAUCUUAGCAAUAACAAAAUCACUGCUUUGCCUUCAGACUUAUGGAGUUUAGGCUCACUUAAGAGUCUUAAUCUCUCCUCUAAUCAGAUUUCUGGGUUUCUGCCUAACAAUAUUGGCAACUUUGGUCAACUUGAAGUCAUUGAUCUUUCUGGCAAUAAUUUCACUGGGGAAAUUCCUACAGCUAUAAGCUCCCUAGCUAGUUUACGAGUGCUUAAGCUUGCUGGAAAUGGAUUUGAAUGGAGAAUUCCAACAGGGUUUCUAAGUUGCCGGUCUUUGGUUUCUCUCGACCUCUCGUUAAAUCGUCUAAAUGGUUCCUUGCCAGAUGGUUUUGGUGCAGCUUUUCCUAUGCUCAGAACUUUAAACCUUGCCAGAAAUGAAAUUAACGGCCAUGUCAUGGAUUUUGCAGAAAUGAAGUCUCUUACUAGCCUUAACAUUUCAGGGAACUUGUUUAAGGGUUCAGUUAUGAGUGUCUUUCAAGGGCAACUGGAGGUGAUUGACCUUAGCAAGAACCAGUUUCAAGGUCACAUUUCUCAGGUACAAUUCAUUUCUACUUACAAGUGGUCUCAUUUGGUUUAUCUGGACUUGUCUGAAAACCAGCUUAGUGGAGAAAUUUUCCUAAAUCUGAGUCAAGCCAGAAACCUUAAACAUCUUAGUCUUGCAUGCAAUAGAUUUGCUAGACAGAAAUUUCCCGGAAUUAAAAUGAUUUUGGGAUUAGAGCAUCUCAAUUUGUCUAAAACCAGCCUCAUCGGUCAUAUUCCUGAUGAAAUUGUACGACUGAUUAAUUUACAAGUACUUGAUGUUUCAUCAAACCAUCUCACUGGCCAUAUUCCAUCAUUGUCUCACAAAAGCCUCAAAAUACUUGAUGUUUCACAUAACAAUUUGAGUGGAGAAAUUCCCAUUUCUCUCUUAGAAAAACUCACAGGGAUGGAAAGGUACAACUUCUCUUACAACAACUUGACCCUUUGUGAUUCAGGGCUCUCCCCUGAGACCUUGGAAACAGCAUUUUAUGGCUCAUUAAACAGCUGUCCCAUAGCAGCAAAUCCAGUCUUUUUCAAAAGAAAAGCCAAUAGACAUAGGGGGUAUACACUUGCCUUAGCUUUAACCUUCUCCAUGGUGUUCUUGCUCGCUGGCUUGCUGUUCCUAGCCUUCGGUUGCAGAAGGAAGUCCAGGACAUGGGUAGUUAAGCAACCCUCAUAUAAAGAGGAACAGAAUAUUUCAGGUCCCUUUUCUUUCCAAACUGAUUCGACCACUUGGGUGGCUGAUGUUAAGCAGGCAACUUUAGUCCCUGUAGUGAUUUUUGAGAAACCACUAUUAAACAUCUCAUUUGCAGACCUUUUGUCUGCAACUUCAAAUUUUGAUCGAGACACUCUACUAGCUGAAGGAAAAUUUGGACCUGUUUAUAGAGGAUUUCUGCCUGGUGGAAUUCAUGUAGCUGUUAAAGUUUUGGUUCAUGGAUCAACGUUGACGGACCAAGAAGCUGCUAGAGAGCUUGAGUAUCUUGGUCGAAUCAAGCACCCCAAUCUUGUUCCAUUAACAGGAUAUUGCUUGGCCGGGGAUCAAAGGAUUGCUAUUUAUGAUUACAUGGAAAAUGGGAACUUGCAGAAUUUGCUACAUGACUUGCCACUUGGUGUUCAAGCAACAGAGGACUGGAGCACUGAUACCUGGGAAGAAGACAACAAUGGGAUACAAAAUGUUGGCUCUGAAGGGUUGUUAACAACAUGGGCGUUUCGACACAAAGUAGCCCUUGGCACUGCAAGAGCAUUAGCAUUUCUUCAUCAUGGCUGCUCACCUCCAAUAAUCCAUAGAGAUGUUAAAGCUAGCAGUGUUUAUCUUGACUUAAAUUUGGAGCCUAGAUUAUCCGACUUUGGAUUGGCCAAGAUUUUUGGAACUGGUCUAGAGGAUGAAAUCGCCCGUGGAUCACCUGGAUAUGUACCACCAGAAUUUUCUCAGCUCGAAUGUGAUGCCCCCACACCAAAAUCUGAUGUAUAUUGCUUUGGUGUUGUUUUGUUUGAGCUGAUCACAGGGAAAAAGCCAAUUGGAGACGAUUAUCCAGAAGAGCAAGAUGCAAAUUUAGUGAGUUGGGUAAGAGGAUUGGUGAGAAGGAAUCAAGGAUUAAAAGCUAUUGAUCCUAAAAUUCGUGAUACAGGUCCAGAUUACCAAAUGGAGGAAGCCCUCAAGAUUGGAUAUCUGUGCACUGCUGAUCUUCCUACCAAGCGACCAAGCAUGCAACAGAUUGUUGGCCUGCUCAAGGAUAUUGAACCAAGGGCUUCUCAAUGAGAAACAAUGACUAUAAGUUGCCUCUUUUUUGUUUUUUUUCCUUCUAAAUUUGUUUGUUUUUGUACCAUGAGUUUUUUACGUUAUGCCACAAUAGGAGAGGAUGUACAGUAAUUCUUAAGUUAUGUCUUGGACUAAUAUCUUUCUUCACCUUUCCAUUGUUGGCAUCAUGGUAUAAUUUAACGAGUUUGAUCCUUGAAGAUUGAAUCACUUUCCAUUGUUGGCACUCAUUUUGCUUUAUCUUCAUCCAAACAAGCAAAUUGCUUGUGAAUUUGUGUUAUAAAACCAGUAAAAGUAAUGGAGUUUCGACUGUAUGCAA